Parasteatoda tepidariorum (common house spider) is the source of this 2460-nucleotide messenger RNA. RefSeq names its product ammonium transporter Rh type A. The record is from RefSeq and is a predicted model, not a curated record. Gene Ontology annotation, biological process: ammonium homeostasis; ammonium transmembrane transport. Gene Ontology annotation, cellular component: plasma membrane. Gene Ontology annotation, molecular function: ammonium channel activity. NCBI's taxonomy places the organism in Eukaryota, Metazoa, Arthropoda, Arachnida, Araneae, Theridiidae.
CUUCUAAAUGUUGAUUCAUUUAAAACAUUUUGCUAAAUUUUGGAAUUAUAUUCUGUUACAAUUCAUAAACAAAGUCACAACAAAUUUUUAUUUCUAAUAAUUAGUCAAUUUUGAUUUAACAGAACAUACUUAAUAAAGUUAAAAUUAUGAAUUGGCAAAGCUGCAAAUUUGGCUUUACUGUUUUAUUGCUUGAAAUUGCUCUAAUUAUAGUUUUUACCUUUCUUGUGGAAUACAGUGAUGAUGCGGAUGUCAUUCGUACGAAUGUAACGGAAAAAAAGAAUAUAAUACAGGAUUACUAUCCAAUGUUCCAAGAUGUUAAUGUCAUGAUAUUUGUUGGAUUUGGUUUUUUAAUGACUUUCCUGAAGAAAUAUGGAUACAGCGCUGUUGGACUUAAUAUGCUGCUUGCUGCUAUUUCCAUUCAAUGGGCUAUAAUUAUGCAAGGAAUAUGGAAAAUGGUAGAUGGUAAGAUACCUGUAAAUAUCAUAAGCGUGAUUGGAGGAAAUUUUGCAUCUGCAACAGUUCUCAUUUCUUACGGAGCACUCCUAGGUAAAACUAGCCCAUUGCAGCUAGUAACAGUAGCUGUUUUAGAGAUAGCAAUAUUUGCUUGUAAUGAAUAUCUUGGAGUUCAAAUAUUAAAGGCUGCUGAUAUUGGUGGCUCAAUAUUUCUGCACACAUUCGGAGCUUAUUUUGGUCUCGGCGUAUCCUACAUGCUUUACCAAAAAGAUUCUGUUGAUAAUAACAAAGAGGGAUCGAAUUAUUACUCAGACAUAUUUGCAAUGAUAGGUACUGUAUUUCUAUGGAUGUUUUGGCCAAGUUUCAAUUCGGCAUUAGCGAUGGGGGCUGAACAGCAUCGCAGUGUUAUCAAUACUUUUGUAGCACUACUUGCUUGUUGUGUCGUUACUUUUGCCAUUUCUUCGUUGGCUGAUGGAGAGGGACGAUUGAAUAUGGUGCAUAUUCAAAAUGCAACUUUAGCCGGAGGAGUUGCUAUAGGUUCUACUGCGAAUAUGAUUAUACAUCCAGGAGGAGCCAUGAUUGUUGGAGGCAUUGCUGGCAUUCUUUCAACAGUCGGCUACAGAUCUUUAACACCCUCAUUAGCAAAAAAAUUUCAUAUUCAUGAUACAUGCGGGGUGAAUAAUUUGCAUGGUAUGCCGGGAGUGUUUGCCGGAAUUACGAGCGCAAUUGUUGCAUCAAUGGCAACUAAGAAGAAUUAUGGUUACAGUUUGUAUCAACUGUAUCCCUCCCGGACUCCUGCUGAAAAUACUACUCAGUUUCACAGUAUACAGAAUGUACUGACGGGAAUCGAACCGGGCGACAACUGGUCUGCAGCUAGUCAGGCUUAUGCUCAACUAGAAGCUUUAGCUGUUACCAUGGCUAUUGCUAUUUCUGGAGGUAUUACAACUGGUUAUAUCAUUCGUCAUCCGAUGUUUGAUUCACCAAAAAAGCAUCAACUGUUUGAUGAUACUGAUUAUUGGGAAGUUCCAGAAGAAGAUCAUCCAUAGAUAUAGCCUAUAUCAUAUUGUAUGAUACUCUAAAUCCGUAGUAUAGCCUAUUACUUACUAUAUUAUGCCUUUACGUAUUACAUUAGCAUCUUUUUUUUUUUUCAAUAUACAGGGUGCAAAGUAAUUCUGGAUCUCAUGAAAUAAAUCUUGAAUGUUUGGCAUUUUUAUGUUUAUGAGCAAUUAUUAGAUUAUAAUUUUAAGUUUGGAUGAUAUUUCGUGCACAUUGACGUGGGGGACAGUACGUGUAAGGCACGAUUGUUUUUGACAUUAAUUUUAAAAGUAGAAUAUGGCGAAGAAAAAAAAAGUGGGGGAAAACAAAAACUAACAGUGUAUCUGUAACAUUUGAAGUUGGUUUGUUAGAAAAAGUGAAAACUAAUUUUCUAAUGUUUAAGAAGAACAUUUAUUGUUCUUAAAAUACUGCCCUAAAACAAAAAAGUCUUACCCACCCUUUUGUGAUAAUGAUUGUGACAUCUCUCCACUUUGUAAGAUGUUUUUACCUCGAUUCGCUCAAUUAUUAAAUCACUCUUAAUGAAGACAAGGAAUUUUUUUUUCAGAUAUAUUAUUUAAUUUAAAUUCCUUGAUUAUUGAAAUAGUUACAAUUACAUAUCAACAAGUACAUAAGCUAUAUAACAACUCCGGAGCUGUAUUGCUCCCUACUUCCUAACUGCAUCCAGUCUCUCUGGUCUCCGCUUUCAAUCUCUCAUAAAAAUACUUUUUCUCACCAAAAAAAAAGUCCUUCACUUCUCCUUAGUCCACCCACACUCUAGGGCAGGGGUGGCGAACCUUUAUGCACCAACGUGCCAUUUUUUCUAAAAUAUAUUUUAAUGAAGUCAUAGACGUACCGACAAAUAGUUUUGACUCCGUGAUUAUUGGGUAAAUAAUAAUACUAAAUUUAAUCAACUCAAAACUCUAUAUUUCCUACGAAAAAAAGUUAUUCUCAACUUUUGCAAUGUCUCAGUUA